GAGAACAACAGGUCCAAACCCCGUCAGUGCACAGCUCUGCAAAGCUUGUGAUUGUUGAUAACAAGUGCCUCAAUUACUGACUUUAUAAUAAAAUCCUUUCUUCUUAAACUGGAGCGAUGAUAUUUCGGACAGCUGUAGAGCAUGCUAAAAGGCACCCCGGCCUCAUCCCUCAGUUCUUCUUCAUCUGUUUGGGACUCGGCGGUGCGGCUGUGUAUCUGUUCCGCUUGGCCAAAGGACCCUAUGUUGUCUGGAACAAGACCAACAACCCUGAGCCUUGGAAUAAACUUGACCCCACAUAUCAGUACAAGUUUGUCGCCAUCAACACAGACUACAAAAACUUGAAGAAGGAGGGACCUAAGUAUUAAAUCAGAGUUGACACACUUUAAAGGAUCCUAACCCAGGGUGAGAUGCAUCCCCACUCCUCUCCUGAUCCUGGGUCAGGUUCCUUAAACCUAAAGUGUCACUGGUGUUAACAUGGUAACAUUGAUAAUACACGUGUCACAUAAUAAGUCAAUGUAUGACAUAGGACUCUUGUAUGCACAUUCUUCCUCUAUGUCGAAACCUUCCUGGUCUGUUUUGCUCAUAAAUCAUAAAAGACAUUAAGUAUUUUGUUAACUAUGCAGCAGUGUUUGAGUAUGAAUGCAUUAAGUUAAAUGCUGAAGGCAUCUCUCACACUCUGAUGUGCUUCUUUAAGUUUGUUCUUCAUAUUUUCAGUGUCUGAAGGUUAAAUGCAGCACAGUGUUGUUUUCUUCUGCAGCCGGAAAUUUGGGUCUCAUAUUCUUCAAGUGUGAGGCUUUUAAAUCUAAGAACUUCUCAUUAAUUACACUGGCCCUGCUGCACCUCACUGGAGUUAAUGUGACUUAAUUGCACGUGUUUCUUUUUGGUCUGGCAGCCUCCAGAUCCACGGUGACUGCGUCAGUUAUGAAAAUGGUAGUGAUGCAUAA
This is a messenger RNA of Paralichthys olivaceus (Japanese flounder), 944 nucleotides long. RefSeq names its product NDUFA4 mitochondrial complex associated like 2a (gene ndufa4l2a). Lineage: Eukaryota; Metazoa; Chordata; Actinopteri; Pleuronectiformes; Paralichthyidae. The record is from RefSeq and is a predicted model, not a curated record.